AUGAAAUCUCUGGAAUACCAUGGAACCGGCCGUUUCCGCGCCGGAUUGUUCGACCUGGGUAGCGGGGAAAACACGUUUGGUGGGAUCAAAAUUCCGUACGUUUUAAUCGAUAGUGGAUCAAACUCAUCACUUCUGCCGUUACCGAUGAAUGUUAACAAUAAAUUAGAUUUGAAUGAAUUGAUGAGAUGUUUUCCAUCAAGUGGAUUUUUGUGGACAAUUAGUACUGCAUACGGGGUGGGUUUAUUACCGAAUACAUCUUUGCACAUCAAACGAAGGGUGGAAAGCAAUGGAGCAGAUGGAAAAAUUUUGUGUCAUUUACAUGCCGAUCUCAAAAUGCUACAAUUUGAAUUACCUUAUCUCCGUUUUACGUUAGAUAAAGAAUCGAUACAAGUUUUAACGGGAUUGAACGAAACUUUAUUUUCCGAAGCGGACAAAUCGUUAUUAGAAGAUACAUUAAGAUUUCUUAACAACUUCGAAGAUCAUUUUCCGUCCAUGAUAAAUACAAAAAAACGAGAAUAUUGUUUAUUAGGUCAACACUUUCUGAAAACGGUGUGUUCGAUUCAAGUCAAUGAUACAAUGAUAUUUAUUAACAAAGAUAAGUUACGCAACAGAGUAUUUCCGUGUGCAAAUACAACGAUCGAUGAAAUUGCGAAUUAUUUGUAUUACCAACGGCCAAGUUUUUCAAAGACUGAGAAAUUUCUCCUUUGUGAGGAUGAUGAACAUGGCGGACCAGAUUUAUUAAAUGUUCCAGAAAAACAAAUAGCCAUUGAUGAAUAG
Molecule: messenger RNA, 777 nt
Organism: Adineta ricciae
Lineage: Eukaryota; Metazoa; Rotifera; Eurotatoria; Adinetida; Adinetidae
Source: the annotation of a GenBank genome assembly